AAAAUCUAUCUAUAUUCUUGUAACAAUGGUUUGGCCUGUAGGUCAUAUAUGCGUUUCAGUUGCCUCGGUGGCCCUGCUUGCAACAUGUGGAUACAUUUACCACCGUAAUGUGUUGGUCAAAGAGCCCACGAAUCCUGAUAUUGCUGCUGAUUUGCAGUCAAUUGCUGCGGAUUGCGGGGGCCAAAUAUUCAAGGAAUCCGUGGAGGGUACAUUGCCUGAAAUUCUACCGGAUGAGUUAGAUGCUGCUGAGGGUAUGAUUGAGCAAGCAUCCAGUGUAGGCAGUUUUGAAUUGGUUAACCUUGACGAUUUGCCUUUGGAGGAGCGCGUAAACGACGAGGCCGAUUGGCACAUGCUCCCCGAACUAUUGACAAUGCCCAAGGCUGCAGAUCUCCAGGGCUGGUCGCGACUUCCUGGUUACGCAGAGGGUUAUAUUUCACGUAAAGGAUCUUCUGAUUCGGGAUCGUCCAUAGUUGUGAUCUCUGAGGGCGACCCUAGAGAAUAUAUGCCACUGGGCGGUGUUACUGCAGGCCACAUGGACCCUAUUCCGGAAGUUCCUCCUCCCAAACAACUUUCACCACUGCACUUGGAUGAACCAGGAGCCAUCGAUAUGAAACAGGACUCAACAGAUAGCGUUUUGGGCACGGGUGCAAAUGAGCAGCUUACUGACUCUGUUGUCUGGGAUCAUUUUAGUCCUUGCAAUAUGGAUUCACAAGAAACACGAAAAAACGAAUCUGUAGAUUCAUCUACCGUCAACUCUGAUUUACCUGCGUUGCCGGAGGGAACUAGUGAUGCACCGAACAUGUUGCGCGGUGGCACUCAGGAACGUUCCGAAAAUCCAAAUAUAGAAACUCAAGCUCCUUUGCAUACAGAUGCGAAGGAUGAUACCACUUGUAUGGUAGCCGGUACAGAUGUACAGCCUAGUGUGGACCCACAUGUAACGGAUGUAUCACAAGAGCCCUUACGGGACACUUCUACUAGUAAUACAAACGAUGGUCUUCCGUCUUAUGAGGAAGCUUUAAAUAUGGUUAGAGUACAGCCUAUAUCGCGUGGAUUCCGUCUUACUGCUGAGAGGAAACUGCACGAAUAUGUAUUGAGGCUUUCUGAGCUUCGUUACAUCGUUGAAUCCAUUGUAAAGAUGCACAGUGACCAUCCUAUGGUGAAAAAAGGUGCUUUAAGUCGCGUAUUACAUCACUCAAUGUCAGCUCUGAAGUCUCUUGAAGCGGAAUUAUUACAGGCUUUAAGCAUAUUGGGUGAAAAUUAGGUUGCACCUUUUAAACCUUAAACAUCCAAGGGACUGGUACACUCACGAUUGCCGCAUUCACACGGCUUUGCUUUUCUUCGUGGCUGAGUAAAUAUUGCAAGAUAAUUUAAAGUAGUAACCCAAUGGGUUCCCUAUACCACAUGCUUCAUAUCUGCAAUCGUUCAAGGACUUAUUUUUUAGGUUAUUUGAUAUUGCUCUUUUUUCCUUGCCCUCAAUGACAUUGUAUUAUUUUCUUCCUUCGAUUAUAAAGGCGAUAUAUACUCACCCUGGAUGGUGGUACAAUUUCUUUUGCAUUGUACCAAUUG
Messenger RNA from Babesia bovis T2Bo, 1566 nucleotides. RefSeq lists its product as uncharacterized. Lineage: Eukaryota; Apicomplexa; Aconoidasida; Piroplasmida; Babesiidae. The transcript has a single exon. The record is from RefSeq and is a predicted model, not a curated record. The coding region runs from base 26 to 1261 and encodes 411 amino acids.